Molecule: messenger RNA, 510 nt
Organism: Moesziomyces antarcticus
Lineage: Eukaryota; Fungi; Basidiomycota; Ustilaginomycetes; Ustilaginales; Ustilaginaceae
Exons: 3
Coding region: 1-510 (169 amino acids)
Source: RefSeq, a predicted model, not a curated record
AUGAUGUUCAAGUCGCUCCUCGCUUUUGCCCUUGUGGCGGUCAGCAUGACUGCUGUGCGUGCGGGUGAUGUCGAGAUCACCGUCGAGACGCACGACAACACCACGGGCGAGAAGCCCAAGAAUGCUUCAAUUGCCUGCCGCAUCGAGUCGCGCAGCUGUAAGAGUGUUUCGCACUACACGGACCUCGAGUACGCGCACAACAUGCAGGUGUCGCAGUGCUACGAGCCUCACACGCUCAAGAACUGGUACAACCGUCUGACCCCCUUCGGCCACCGCGGCAUGUUUGUCGACACGGUCUACGUCUCGUGCCCCGUUCCGGCGAUCUGCAAGGAUCAGAAGGACAACAAGGCGUGCGACUUCUACACCAACUUCCACAAUGUCGAGCCCAAGGACGUUCGUCAGCUGCUCGAGGACCGCAUCAACGAGGAGACCGACUGCGACCCGCGCAUCGAGUGCUACAGGAUCGAGGACGUCGAUGACCAGUGCUUCCCCAAGAAGAAGGACGAAUAA